Molecule: messenger RNA, 2122 nt
Organism: Chiloscyllium plagiosum (whitespotted bambooshark)
Lineage: Eukaryota; Metazoa; Chordata; Chondrichthyes; Orectolobiformes; Hemiscylliidae
Source: RefSeq, a predicted model, not a curated record
UUUCUGAGCAGCAAAGUCUCUGUCACACUGGAUACAGAAACAGCAAAUCCAAAGCUUGAGGUAUCUAAAGAUCAGAAGAACGUGAGAUUGACCCAGACAGCACUGAGUGUCCAUGACAAUGAAGAGAGGUUUACCGUCUGUGAAUCAAUGCUUGGAUCAGAGGGAUUUACUUCAGGCUCACACUACUGGGAGGUGGAGGUGGUGGGGAAUCAGCACUGGACUGUGGGAGUAGCCACAGAGUCUGUGGAGAGGAAGAAAGAAAUCCAGCUGACACCAAAGAAUGGGUUUUGGACAAUUGGGAGGACUGAGAAUAAAUUUGAGGCAAACUUUGAAAAAACAUCUGAUAUCCAAGCUGGUGAGAUUCCAAGGAAAAUUGGUGUUUAUCUCAACUAUGAGUCUGGGAUUGUUUCAUUUUACAGUGCAGGUACAAAGAUUUACUUGUACACUUUCACUGGGUGUGAAUUCACAGAGAAAGUUCAUCCUUUCUUCAGUACAACACACUGUGACAAAUGGCUGAGAAUCUGCCCAGUUUAGCAUUGUUUCUGUGAAACGUUUCUGACCUGAAAGUUUCUCCAAAGUAUUUUACAGUUUAAUAGGAAGAAAGGAAUCUGGGAUCAUCCCUUUUUACAAAACAUUGUCUGAUUGUCAAAGCUGUAAGUAAUGUAAAUAUGUGUUUGGUCAGCUUCACAGUGAGGAGAAGGUUUCCCUCCAUGUGAACCACUGAUAGGCUGGAGAUAAUCAGGAGUUAGUAACUGGUGGAUUUGCCAUCCAUCUGCUCCCAGAUUAUAAAGGCAUCCCUGUUACUGGUGACUUCACUUCAACUGAGUCUGACAUUGGUUUGCACGUGGUUAAUGUGGCUUGUGCCUGCCAGUCUGGAACCAGAUGAGGGCCAGCUUUGCAAUGUACUUAAAAAGUAAAUGAGCUGGAUUUACAAUAUCAAGAAUGAAGACCUGAUGUGGGAAGCAAUGUCACACUUAACAAAAUCAUUUUAAAGAGAUUUUGAGACAAAAAUAGAAAUUGCUGGAAAAGCUCAGCAGGUCUGGCAGUAUCUGUGGAGAGAAAUCAGAGUUAAUGUUUCGAGCCGAGUGACCCUUUUCCUUCAGGGUGCAGUGAAUAUGUAGCUUUUACUCUGGAGUUAAGUUUGCAUUUAGAAAAUGGGAUAACUGCAAAGAAAAGCAUCUUGAAUUCCAUUACAGCUGAAAGGUCAGGGCAAGGUUUCUUUAAGAGGUUAACAUCUAGGAAAGGAAGAUCAUAAAACGGUUGGUAGAUUUGCUUUGCUGAUGAGCCAAAGAUGUCAUGCCGAAGCUGCUUGUAAAGAAAUACAGUUGAAGGAGCUGGUUUUAUUUGGAACUUGGAGCUAAAUUAUGAUAAAGGUGUUACUGAACUCAUAUCAAAGAAAAAAUUCUAAAUGAAGAAUAAUCAAGAGGUCAGGGUGAGGAUAGCCCAGAGUAGGUUCUAUCAUCAUGGUCCUGGGGAGAGAGUAAGAAGAUUCUCUGGUUUCGAUCUCUGUUUGCUGGGGGAAAUGGUUAACUGCAGUUUGGAACUGGGAAUGUUGAAGCAAAGAAAUGGCUUCAGGCAACACAAGUACUGUCAUUAGUAGACAGCAGACAGCUAGCCCUCAGGAGAUGUCCCAGGGAGUUUGAUGACUCCUUACUAUUUGAAUGGGGGCAAGAAAAAGAAGCACAGUGCAGCUGAGUGUGGGAUGAAGGAAGUUCAGAAAAAGUAUUUGCUUCCAAUGCUGGAUCUUGAAGACUGAAGAUUUGGACUCUCUUGUGAAGGGGGGAAAAAAUUGAAUGAGAUUUUAUGACACAGGGUGUCACUAAUUUCUGGAUGUGUUGCUGAGAAAUCGACAGACCUUGUCUUGGUUGUCUCUGCCAUCUCCAGUGCAGACUGUGGGGGUGUCGACUACAAUUUGUCUAUUAACUCAGUUACUGCAUUAAUUCUGAACAUUAACUACUCCUGGUCCUGGUCUCCUGUCUAGUUAAUACUGCCUGAGCUGAUGCUUACUUCCAUGUUCUGCAACUUGCAACUGUCUUAAGUAUUUUGUUUUUACUUGUACAGUAAUAAUUGUAUAAUUGAAUGUCAUGACUGAGGGGAAAAUGCACUGAUAAUCCACACCCCA